UUGCUAAAGAUAAGCUUUGCCAGAGUAAAAAGAGCUUGCACUGAGACAUUUGGCCUAUUUGUAUUUGGAAAGUAUACAAGCAAGAAAAGCAAUUAAUUCCAAGCAGAAUGGCCUCAUCAUGAAAAUUAAUACUUGAGAUAUCAUUGCCAAAUAGACCUCAUUACCAAAUUAACCUCACGCAUGGAUAAGAGUUAAGACACUAUCUAGACACAUAUGCCCUCGUUUGACGUGUCGUUCCAUUCAAGAACUUUGUGCUCUUUCUAGCAAGGAACACAUAUAAAUAGUUGAGUUGUAUUUCCAAUUCUAAAUAUUGCUUUGAAGAGAAUAUAUAUCGCAAAAAGAGUGAAAGUAUUAGGUUAAGAUUAAUUUUGAGAUCAGAGAAUAGAGAGCAAUGGCCAGUGGCAAAUGUAUGACUCUACUGAUUUCCUUAGCGUUAGUAGGGAUGCUGACGGUUGACAGAGCUGCUUCACAAAACUAUGGGGAUGCAUUGUCCAAGUGCAUUUUAUUCUUCCAAGGGCAGAGGUCUGGAAAACUACCAUCUAACCAAAGAAUGAAUUGGAGAAAGGACUCUGCUCUUCGUGAUGGCUCUGACGUUGGUAUGGACUUAGUAGGCGGUUAUUACGAUGCCGGUGACAACGUGAAAUUCAAUUUUCCAAUGGCAUUCUCAACCACAAUGCUAGCAUGGAGCGUAAUCGAAUUCGGCCAAUUUAUGGGCCCAGACCUGCAAAAUGCUCUAGACUCCAUUCGUUGGGGUACAGACUACUUGCUUAAGGCCACCAAUUUCCCUGGCAAAGUCACUGCCGCCAUUGGUGAUCCUAAUGCCGAUCAUAAUUGUUGGGAAAGGCCCGAAGACAUGGACACACCAAGAACCAGUUACGUGGUUAAUCAAACCCACCCUGGAUCUGAAGUUGCGGCUGAAACGGCAGCUGCACUUGCAGCUGCUUCCUUGGCAUUCAAAUCCGCUGACAAUAAAUACUCUAUAGCACUCCUCAAAAGAGCAACGCAGGUCUUUGACUUUGCGGAUAAGUUUCGGGGAAACUACAAAGACAGUGUUGGCCAAGGAGUGUGUCCAUUUUAUUGUGAUUACAGUGGUUAUGUGGACGAACUGAUUUGGGGAGCAGCAUGGUUGUUUAAGGUGACAAACGAACAGAAAUACUGGGAUUAUAUUCAAAACAACAUUCCACAACUACCUAAACAAGUUAUAAGGCUUGUAGGUGGCAGUACUCACUUGCAAGCUGGUGAUAGCUUGGCUGAAUUUGGAUGGGAUGCAAAGUUCGCCGGUAUCAAUGUACUUGUUUCCGGGUUGGUAAUGAACUCCACGAAUUCCAAUCCCUAUGUUCCCCAAGCAGGUAACUUUGUUUGCAGUCUGUUGCCAGAAUCACCUUCCAAAUCUGCUACAUACACUCCAGGUGGGCUUUUGUUCAAACGCGAUGGAAGCAACUUGCAACAUGCCACAGCUCUGUCAUUUCUUCUCCUUGUUUACUCUCAAUAUCUGAAAAAAUACAAUGGAGCUGUUCGUUGUGGUAAUGUUAAUGCAAUACCAUCUAGGCUCGAGCAAAUUGCAAAAGGCCAGGUCGAUUAUAUACUGGGAAAGAACCCACUGGGGAUGUCAUACAUGGUGGGAUUUGGGCAGAAGUUUCCUCAAAGAAUACAUCAUCGGGCUGCUUCUUUACCUUCCAUUGGUGAACACCCAGAGCACAUCAAAUGCAAGGAUGGAACCCCUUACUUUCAAACCAAAAAUCCAAAUCCUAACUUGCUUACAGGAGCUAUUGUUGGAGGACCUGAUGCCAAUGAUCAAUUUCCUGAUGACCGGACGAAUGCUCCGCAAUCAGAGCCAACCACCUAUAUUAACGCGCCUUUUGUUGGCGUCCUUGCCUAUUUCAAAGCAUUUCAGAAAGUCUGAGUUAUAUUAUAUG
Durio zibethinus is the source of this 1916-nucleotide messenger RNA. RefSeq names its product endoglucanase 4-like. The record is from RefSeq and is a predicted model, not a curated record. Gene Ontology annotation, biological process: carbohydrate metabolic process. Gene Ontology annotation, molecular function: hydrolase activity, hydrolyzing O-glycosyl compounds. Lineage: Eukaryota; Viridiplantae; Streptophyta; Magnoliopsida; Malvales; Malvaceae.